AUGUGUCCUGAAUGCUGCACAGGAUCAGCAAGCAGAGUGUUGACGGUUCAGACUGGAGGAUCACUCAUUAUUCCAUGUUAUUAUGACAGUAAAUACACUGAACACAAGAAAUACUGGUGCUUUGAUGCCAAGUCAGCAUUGAAUUACUGCAGUAUUCUGGCAUAUGCUAAUGAAACCAAAGAAAAAAUGUCGGUACUUGAUCAUCCAGAUCAGAGUUUCUUUACUGUGACUAUGAGAAACCUUCAGUAUGAAGACACUGGAGCUUAUUGGUGUGCUGUGGAGAUUGGAGGAAUAUUUGAACCAGAUGAGAAAGAGCAGCUUUAUCUGACAGUUCAAUCAGUUCCUGAUGUGUCUGUGGUGAGCAGCAGUGUAUCUGGACGUGAAGGUGGUGAUCUCAGUGUUCAGUGUUUCUACAGUUCUGAAUAUCAGAAUAAAGUCAAACAGUGGUGCAGAUAUAAAGAUCAGAGCUGUUACACAGUGGGGAGGACUAACACAUCCCAGAGUUCAUCAGUCCAGAUCAGUGAUGAUGGGAGAAGAUCCUUCACUGUGCUGAUGACUGGACUGAGACUGACUGAUUCUGGCUGGUACUUCUGCUCUGCUGGAGAUCAACAGGCCUUUGUUCAACUCACAGUCGCUGUUUCUGAUGUCCUUCUCAAGGAUCCACGUGUUCCUGUUUUGACUGUGACUGAACCAAAACAAGUAAUACAGAUUGAAUUGAUAAAAAGUUUGACUGGUUAUGACAAAAUUAUAAUAAAACAUUUUUUUUUCUGCAUUUUUCACCACUGCAAAUUAACGCAUAUAUGUCACUUUUCGUGAUGUAGGUUCAACUUUGCUUUUUGAGCCGGAAGAAUGAAAUGGCUCCAAAAAAUUUAAAAAAUAAGCACUUUUCCCUUAAUAAUAGACAUGUGUUAUUAUUGUUUUCACUGAUAUGCAACCUGUACAUAUAUGUUAACAUCUUAAAAAAUGUGUUUUAGCGUUUCAUCACACUUCAACAGCAGUUGCAAUCUCAGAAGAAUUUGACAGAAAUGGGCAUGAUGUGUAUCUGGAGGCGUGGAUUCCAGCGGUUGUGCUGCUGAUGGUGAUGGUGAUGGUGAUUGUCGUGUCAGCAGUUAUACUGAGAAAGAAGCAUA
Onychostoma macrolepis is the source of this 1130-nucleotide messenger RNA. Its product is annotated as polymeric immunoglobulin receptor-like. NCBI's taxonomy places the organism in Eukaryota, Metazoa, Chordata, Actinopteri, Cypriniformes, Cyprinidae. Bases 1 to 816 code for a protein of 271 amino acids. The record is from RefSeq and is a predicted model, not a curated record. The transcript is spliced from 5 exons.